CAAUGGGAUUAGAUAUCAAUUUAUUAAGAGAAGACAAAGGUGGAAACCCUAAUUUAGUGAAGGAAUGGUGUUAAAAGAGAUUUUAAGAUCCAGCAAUAGUUGAUAAGGUUAUAGCUCUUGAUUAAGAAUGGAGAAAAGGUACUCAAGUUUUUAAAUGAAUUUUUAGCAAGAUUUAAUCUUGAUCAACUCAACAAAGAAUAUGGUAUUGCCAACAAGAAGAUUGCUGAAAAGAAAAAGGCCAAUAAAUAAGACCCAUGUGUUGAGGAAGUAGAAUAAGCCAAAGAAAUAGAUCUUAAAAUUAAAGAAGCUUAAAAAGUAAGACAUUUUAUCUAAUAUCUAGAUUGAAUAAGAAUAAGAGAAAAUCUUAACCUAAACACUUAACAAAAUUGGAAAUUUAGUCCAUGAAUCAGUACCAGUAUCCAAGGAUGAAGCUUAAAAUAAAAUUGAAGUAACAUGGGGCUAAAUUCCUAACAUUCAAGUCAAUAGUACUCCAGGCAGAUGUCACCAUCAUGAAAUCUUGUUUAUGAUUGAUGGUGUUGACCUUAAGAGAGGCUCUAAAAUAGCUGGUCACAGAGCCUAUUUCCUUAAGGGACCAGGUCUCCUUUUGAAUUAAGCUCUGGUAAGCUAUGGAAUUCAAUUCCUCAAUUAAAGAGGUUAUACCCCAGUCUAAACACCCUUCUUCAUGAAAAAAACUUGUAUGUCAGAGACAGCUUAAUUGUCUGAUUUUGAUGACCAAUUGUACAAAGUACGAACAAUUUUUUGUAUAAUUUGAUAGGUUACUGGUAAUCCAGAUGAUGAAGAUCUUUAUCUUAUCGCAACAUCAGAAUAGCCUAUUUCUGCUAUGUAUAGAAAAGAAUGGUUAGAACCUAAAGAUCUACCAAUAAAAUAUGGUGGUAGUUCAACUUGUUUUAGAAAGGAGGCUGGAGCUCAUGGUAAAGAUGUAUGGGGAAUAUUCAGAGUUCAUCAAUUUGAAAAGAUUGAGCAAUUUGUUAUUUGCCCACCUGAAGAAUCAUGGAAAUUCCACGAAGAAAUGAUUACUGCUGGAUAAGAUUUUGUGAAAUCUUUAGAAUUACCUUAUAGAGUAGUCAAUAUAGUUUCUGGAGCAUUAAAUGAUGCUGCAGCCAAAAAAUAUGAUUUGGAAGCUUGGUUCCCAGGAUAUAAAGAUUAUAGAGAAUUAUAAUCUUGUUCAAAUUGUCUUGAUUAUUAAUCAAGGGCUCUUGAAAUUCGUUUUGGUGCUAAGAAAGGGGAUGAGAAAGAGAAGAAGUAUGUACAUAUGCUUAAUGCAACAUUAUGUGCAACUGAAAGAACCUUGUGUUGUAUUUUGGAGAAUUAUUAAACAGAAACUGGAGUUAAAGUCCCUGCUGUUUUAGUAAAUGAUUAAAACAAUAUUUUUAGUAACCAUUUGUCGGCAAGGAUUUCAUUCCUUACGUUAAACCAUUGCCUAAGAAAGAAGAUCUUGGUGCAUGAA
Paramecium pentaurelia is the source of this 1468-nucleotide messenger RNA. NCBI's taxonomy places the organism in Eukaryota, Ciliophora, Oligohymenophorea, Peniculida, Parameciidae. The record is from the annotation of a GenBank genome assembly.